CGGACGACGUGAAAAACUGCAGACGACAUUUUCACAGCCUCUCUGAACUUUUCUGUCAGAUUUUAGUACAUUUUAGCGUAACCCUCGGCCUUUAACCACUCACCACUUUUUACAAAUACUCAAGAAGAUUUGUGUUCAGUUAGAAAGUGUAUAAAGAACAGUCAUCCCAACCAUGCCCCGAGGAUCAGGUAAGAAAGCUGCCCAGAAGACCAGCACCAUUGCAGGUCCGAUGCCGAGCGACGAGUUCGGCUUUGAGAAGUUUGAGGAAGAAGUGGAGUCACAGACAAGCCACAGAGCUGAGGAGACUCCCAUCCUCCCCAAGACAUCUAAAAGUAAGAAGAGGAGUUACCUGGAUGAGGAAGAGGAGGAGGAGGAGGAACAGACAGCCGGUCCUGAGGCAAACUUCGGAGGAGAGAUGAAGAAUCUACUGGAGUCCUUCGGAGCUGACAUCUCCAAGACCCUGUCAGCCAAGAGGAAGCGGUUGGAGAUGUUCACACAAAGCGCGGUGAAGGCCAGCAACCACAAGGUGGAAAACACCUGGAUGGCACAGCACUCCGAGAGGACUAAGUUGAGUGGUGAGUACCAGACGCAGGUUCAGACGGUGAUGAACCAGUGGGAGUCGGACAUCCAGAAGUUUAAGGAGCAGGAGGAGAAGCUGCAGAACCUGUUCAAGCAGCAGCAGAAGCUCUUCCAGCAGCAGAGGAUCAUCCAGAGUCAGCGGCUCAAGACUCUCAGGCAGCUGCACGACCAGUACACUAAGGGCAUGGAUGAACUGGAGCAGUGCCACCAGGACCAGCAGGGCUCCAUGCAGGUGGAGCUCAGGAAGGAGAUGGCUCUACUGCAGAAGAAGAUUCUCAUGGAUACGCAACACCAAGAAAUGGCAGCAGUUCGCAAGUCACUCCAGACCAUGCUGUUCUAAUAGUCUUUUCCCUCCGUUUCCUCAUAGUUGAAAUAUGCUGAAAUGUAGGGUUAAAACAUAAGAUUAUGAUAUAUCAAAUAUAUAAAAAAGCGUUCUUGUUCAAGUUCAGCAUACAAUGUUGCAUGUAGCUAGAUUAGUAGUUUUAGAUGUUGAACGGUCUGGAAGUAGGAAGAAAAGCUUUGAUGAUUUUUGCAACGUUUUUCUUCUGAGAAAAUGUUGUAACAAAUACUGUUAUUUACUUGUGUAGCUUUUAGAUAGGUUGUUCUUGUAUAUUUGGGUAUGUGAAAAUAGUGUUCUGUUUUAUCACUGCAUAUGUUGAACAUUUUGUUUUAUCACAGUAUAAUAUAUAUGUUGUUAAUAUGAACAAAAGGACUUUUAUGAUAUUUAUGUCUGC
This is a messenger RNA of Branchiostoma belcheri (Belcher's lancelet), 1313 nucleotides long. RefSeq names its product synaptonemal complex protein 3-like. The record is from RefSeq and is a predicted model, not a curated record. Bases 173 to 919 code for a protein of 248 amino acids. The transcript is spliced from 7 exons. Lineage: Eukaryota; Metazoa; Chordata; Leptocardii; Amphioxiformes; Branchiostomatidae. Gene Ontology annotation, cellular component: synaptonemal complex. Gene Ontology annotation, biological process: spermatid development; meiotic cell cycle.